Danaus chrysippus (African queen) is the source of this 261-nucleotide messenger RNA. NCBI's taxonomy places the organism in Eukaryota, Metazoa, Arthropoda, Insecta, Lepidoptera, Nymphalidae. The record is from the annotation of a GenBank genome assembly.
UUGUGUUAUACACUAAAUAACAACGAAGUUCCCCUGUUGACUAUAUCAGCUGAUGAUACUCCGUCCAAUCCUAUAGUUGAUAGAGAGAUAGUAUUCUUGACGGCUCGUGUUCACCCUGGAGAAAGUAACGCGUCGUGGGUAAUGGAUGGAACACUACGUUGCCUGCUAGCAGAUACUUCAUCAGCAGCGGCACUUCGUAACAAGUAUGUCUUCAAAAUCGUGCCGAUGCUCAACGUCGAAGGUGUUAUUAACGGCUGGUGA